Rhagoletis pomonella (apple maggot) is the source of this 1707-nucleotide messenger RNA. Its product is annotated as putative nuclease HARBI1. NCBI's taxonomy places the organism in Eukaryota, Metazoa, Arthropoda, Insecta, Diptera, Tephritidae. Bases 565 to 1314 code for a protein of 249 amino acids. The record is from RefSeq and is a predicted model, not a curated record. The transcript is spliced from 2 exons.
AGCAAAAGAGCUCAAGAACUUUACCGAAUCUGAGCAAAGGCACACAAAAGAGAAAUGUUUACAAAUUAUGAGAACGUUAACUGAGAAUUCUGACAGUACAACGGAACCACAAAUUGCGGAUAUACCUUUGUUACCUUCAGACAACUUUGCGCUGUUUUCAGGUCUUCUUAAACAACAUACCUUUGUGAGCAGAACUGAUAAAGCUACUGCAGAGCUGCGGCGAUAUGAAAAUAUUGAGGUAUAUUUUCAUACGGACUUCGAUAUAAUUAAUUGGUGGGAGGUACACAAAUGCGAAAUACCGCUGCUGCAUAAACUCAGUCCUAGAGUAAUAGCCACUCCUGCUGGAAAUGAUGCCACCUUUUGUCAAAUGAUGAUGCCCUUAAUCAGUUGGUAUUUUUGCAUUAUAAUAUGCAGUUAGAAAACCAAUAAAAUUAACAAAAAUUGUCUUUACAAAUUGUUUUUCUUUGAUACUUUCAUUAGAAGAAUCGAGCACUUGAUAGUGUGAAUUACUCACUCAAUUGACAAUGUUUUUUCAAUGCUAUCGCACGUUAUGUUUGGAAAUAAAUGAGUACGAGUGUGUGCAGAUGUGAAAAGAAAGCGAAUGACUUAAAAUGUAAUUUGAGUGUAUCCAUGCAGCUCUCUGGUAAAGAAGCAUUUAUGUACGUGUUGCAUAGCAUAAGAAGUGAACUAAAAGUUUUCCAAAGAUCUACCGCAGUCACUGAAAUAGUGAAACUUUCGACCACUUUAAAAUUUCUUGCUCAGGGCGGUUAUCAACACUCCAUUGGACAAGAUCGACAUGCCGGGCUGGCACAACAAACCGUAUCAACAUGCAUUUUAGAAGUAUGCAACGCGAUUGGAAAAGUUUUGUGUUCGAAACAUAUAGUGUUUCAUAUGAACAACCAAGAGAAAGUUGAUGCCAACAGGAGCUUCUACCAAAUGUGUGGAAUCCCAGGAGUUAUUGGAGUGGUGGAUGGGACGCACAUCCAAAUAAUAAGGCCGACAAGGAACGAACAUUUAUUUUUUAACCGCAAAUUAAAGCACAGCAUAAAUGCAAUGGUGGUAUGUGAUCACCGAAUGCGUAUUAGGGCUGUCAACGGAAGAUUUGGAGGUGCGUCACAUGAUUCCCAUGUGUGGAACUUGUCAAGCGAGCGGGAUUAUUUAAAAUCAAAUUAUGAGAAUGGCGAUAAAGGUGUGCGAAUCCUUGGUAGGUUCCUUUUAUAUGCGCUACAUCCAUUCACGAAAUCUUUUAUUGACAAUUGCUCUUCCACACUACCAUUGGUGACUCUGGAUAUCCGCUGGAACCAUGGCUACUAACUCCGUAUAGAAAUACUGCGGAAAAUUCUGACGAGCUGUUUUUUAAUCAAAGUUAAUCGAAAGGAAGAUCAAUAGUAGAACGAGUAUUUGGCGUGUUAAAAGGCCGAUUUAGAUGCCUUUGAGCUGCACGGGAGCUUCAUUAUGCUCCAGAAAAAGUUGUUAAAAUACUGAACGAAGCAACCUACAGAUAUUAGAACUGAGCCAGACGAAACUGUAACCGUUAAUGCUGAUAAUACAGAAGAAAUAAAUUUUCUCAACAUUGCUAGAAGAUUAAGAGAAGAAAUAAAAAGCAAUUUGGUAGCUACUCGAAAUUCCAUAUAAUAAGUAAACAUGAUUUUGCAAUAAAUAAUUUAUUAAAUUAAGAGAACUUCAGUCUUUCGUUACAUAGGAGCA